AUGGAAGCCACCACCUCGCUGCUGGAUGCCGCAGCGGUCGGGGACCUGGUGCUGCUGGACCCGCUCACUGAGAAUUCGCUGCUCCACACCCUGCAGGAGCGCUUCCGCCGCAGUGACAUCUACACGUACAUCGGGAACGUGGUGAUCUCAGUGAACCCCUACCGGUCCCUGCCCAUCUACACCCCCGAGAAGGUGCAGGAGUACCACAACUGCAACUUCUUUGCUGUGAAGCCCCACAUCUAUGCUAUCGCUGACGAUGCCUACCGCUCGCUCCGGGAUCGGGACAGGGACCAGUGCAUCCUCAUCACUGGCGAGAGUGGGGCCGGCAAGACAGAGGCCAGCAAGCUGGUGAUGUCCUACGUGGCGGCCGUGUGCAGCAAAGGGGAGGAGGUGGACAAGGUGAAGGAGCAGCUCCUCCAGUCCAAUCCCGUACUGGAGGCCUUUGGAAACGCCAAGACUGUCCGCAAUGACAACUCCUCCAGAUUCGGCAAGUACAUGGACGUGGAGUUUGACUUCAAGGGGGAGCCCCUGGGAGGGGUCAUUAGCAACUACCUGCUGGAGAAAUCCCGCAUCGUCCGGCAUGUGAAGGGCGAGAGGAACUUCCACAUCUUCUACCAGCUCCUGGCCGGGGGCUCAGCGCAGCUGCUCCAGCAGCUGAAGCUCCGCCAGGACUGCCAGCACUACAGCUACCUGAACCGGGAGAGCUCUGGCCUGCCCGGCAUGGAUGAUGCGGCCAACUUCCGCGCCGUGCAGGAUGCCAUGAGGGUCAUAGGCUUCUCACCCACCGAGGUGACGGCGCUGCUGGAGGUGACAGCUGUGGUGCUCAAGCUGGGCAACGUGCAGCUGAGCAGCAACUACCAGUCCAGUGGGAUGGAGGCCUGCAGCAUCGCUGAGCCGCAGGAGCUGCAGGAGAUCUGCGAGCUGAUCGGGCUGGACCCCAGCAUGUUAGAGCGGGCGCUGUGCUCCCGCACCGUAAAGGCGCGGGACGAGGCAGUGCUCACCACCCUCAGCGUCCCCCAGGGCUACUACGGCCGGGACGCACUGGCCAAGAACAUCUACAGCCGCCUCUUCGACUGGCUGGUGAACCGCAUCAACACCAGCAUCCAGGUGAAGCCGGGCAAGCAGAGGAAGGUGAUGGGUGUCCUGGACAUCUAUGGCUUUGAGAUCUUCCAGGACAACGGCUUUGAGCAGUUCAUCAUCAACUACUGCAAUGAGAAGCUGCAGCAGAUCUUCAUCCUGAUGACCCUGAAGGAGGAGCAGGAGGAAUACGUCCGAGAGGGCAUCCAGUGGACCCCAGUGGAGUUUUUCGACAACAGCAUCAUCUGCAACUUGAUCGAGAACAGCAAGUGCGGAAUCCUGGCCAUGCUGGAUGAGGAGUGCCUGCGGCCCGGAGUGGUCAACGAGGAUACCUUCCUCACCAAGCUGAACCAGCUCUUCGCCACCCACAAGCACUAUGAGAGCAAGGAGACCCAGAACGCCCGGCACAUCAUGGACGCCAGCCUGCCACCACAAUGCUUCCGCAUCCACCACUAUGCUGGCAAGGUGACCUACAACGUGACAGGCUUCAUUGAGAAGAACAACGACCUGCUCUUCCGCGACCUCUCACAGGCCAUGUGGGCCGCCCAGCACACACUGCUGCGCUCCCUCUUCCCUGAGGGAGACCCCCAGAGGGUCUCCCUCAAGCUGCCCCCCACCGCAGGCUUCCAGUUCAAGGCCUCAGUAGCAACGCUGAUGAAGAACCUCUAUUCCAAGAACCCCAACUACAUCAGGUGCAUCAAACCCAACGAGACCAAAACAGCAAUGCUCUUCACGCCAGAGCUGGUGCUGGCGCAGAUCCGGUACCUGGGGCUGAUGGAGAACGUGCGGGUGCGGCGGGCAGGCUAUGCCUUCCGCCAGCUCUACGGCCUCUUCCUGGAGCGCUACAAGAUGCUCAGCCCCCGGACCUGGCCCCGCUGGGCCGGCAGUGACAGGGAGGGGGCCAAGGUGCUGCUGGCGGAGCUGGCGUUCCCCCCCGAGGAGCUGGCGUUCGGCCACACCAAGAUCUUCAUCCGCUCACCACACACCCUCUUCGACCUGGAGAGGCGGCGCCAGGAGCGCGUGGCCCAACUCGCCACCCUCAUCCAGAAGAUGUUUCGGGGCUGGCGGUGUCGGACCCAGUACCAGCUGAUGCGCAAGAGCCAGAUCAUCAUCUCUGCCUGGUUCCGGGGCCACAUGCAAAAGAACAAAUACAAGCAGAUGAAGCGGUCAGCACUGAUCAUCCAGGCGUAUGCACGGGGCUGGAAGUCUCGCCGGCUCCUCCAGGAGCUGAAGUCCCAGUGCCACCGUCGUGCGGCCGCCACCACCAUCGCCGCUUACUGGAGAGGGUACCAGGUCCGCAGGGCGUACAGGAGGUAUUUCCGCUCCGGGGCCAGCGCCCGCCUGGCCAACUUCAUCUACCGGCGGCUGGUGCAGAAGUUCCUGGUGGGGCUGAGGAGGAACCUUCCACCGCUGUCAGUGAUGGACCGGACCUGGCCCCCCACGCCAUACAAGUUCCUGGCUGCUGCCAACCAGGAGCUGAGGAGCAUCUUCUACCGCUGGAAGUGCACGGGGCAGCGCUGGCUGAUGGCCUCUGUCCCCAGCCUGCAGCAGCCCUUCCAGGGCGAGUACCUGGGGUUGACGCAGAACCCCAAGUACCAGAAGCUCCAUGCCGUGGCCAAGGACAAGCUGGUGAUGGCUGACACUGUGAGGAAGGUGAACAGAGCCAAUGGCAAGACGGUCCCACGCCUGCUGCUGCUUACCACCGAGCACCUGGUCCUGGCUGACCCCAAGGCCGCCCAGCCCAAGACUGUGCUCAGCCUGAGCGAUAUCCGCAGUGUCUCCGUCACCCGCUUCUCCGACGGCUUGCUGGCCCUGCACCUCAAGGAGACCUCCACAGGAGGAGCCAAGGGCGACUUUCUGCUCGUCAGUGACCACCUCAUUGAGCUCAUCACCCGCCUGCACCAGACCCUCAUGGAUGCCACUGCCCAGGCCCUGCCCCUGCACAUCGCUGGCCAGAAGGUGGAAAAUUUGAGGUAUGACUAG
Messenger RNA from Aptenodytes forsteri (emperor penguin), 3060 nucleotides. It is a transcript of the gene MYO1A, whose product is annotated as myosin IA. Gene Ontology annotation, molecular function: ATP binding; actin filament binding; microfilament motor activity. Bases 1 to 3060 code for a protein of 1019 amino acids. NCBI's taxonomy places the organism in Eukaryota, Metazoa, Chordata, Aves, Sphenisciformes, Spheniscidae. Gene Ontology annotation, cellular component: vesicle; cytoplasm; microvillus. Gene Ontology annotation, biological process: vesicle transport along actin filament; actin filament organization; sensory perception of sound. The transcript has 27 exons. The record is from RefSeq and is a predicted model, not a curated record.